AUGUUCGCGGGCGAGCGUUUCGUCCUCGACCUCGAUGACCCUACUCCCGACUUGUCCCAUCCUACUGUCCCCGAUCCUUCCCUGUCUUCCAUAGCUUCGCCCUCUCUCGGCCUCAUUGGCGAGAUCCGCGAACGCCACCCCGCUACUGCUCCUGCCCCUCCCAAACCACCGUCCGGCACAACUGGGUUUCCCCAGCACAAACAGCGCAUUCGUCAGUCUGCAUUCAAACAGCAGAGAUUUCAAAAACAGUCUGCUGCACCGUCCACACCUGCUGCGCCUACCUCCCCCGCACCAUCCACCAGUCUCCAACCAGCAACCCUCGAGGAUGAGAAAAGAGCCAUAGACGAGGAGAAUAAACAGCGACUGGCGGCCAUGUCGCCGUCGCAGAUUGAGGAGGAACGUGUUGAGUUGAUGUCAAGCAUUGACCCGUCCUUGCUCCAGCGGUUUCUACGGAGAGCCAGGAUCGAUGACGAUGACGAGGACAAUUGGCCAGUUCAGCAGACAUCUGCGGAGGAAGAACAGAGACAACCGGAAGAAGGGAAAGGUGUACCCAAAAAAUCAGUCUCGUUUGACAUCCUGGAGACUCCUGUCGCAAAAUCACUCCCUGAUCCGGCUACGACCAAGAUCAACCCUGUUAGCGAAGACCUCCCUCCAGCUCAUCCUCCCCAAGACCUCCACCCGGCUUCGGAAUUCCCCUCUCAUGCUUCCUUUCACUUCCCGACCCCCCCUCCACGACAGAACCCCAUGCCUAACCUGGACCCCUCGUCACCCUCAUUCCUGUCCGACCUCCAAACCCACUACUUCCCUGAUCUUCCUCACGACCCCUCCCUGAUCUCCUGGCUGCAACCCCCACGUGCAGACCCGGAAGACCCCGAGUCAUCUCUUUCUGCCUACCAUCCGGCUAGCAGUGCUGUCUCCGUGGCCCCUGCCUUCAUCCGUUUCUCUCUCAUCGGCACGAUUCUGUCUCCAUCGACAUCCCUCUCCCUCCCAACCUCCUUGGGUCUGCACCAUCACGGCGACGAUCCCCAUGCGGCGGGAUACACCAUUCCUGAACUGGCCAUCCUUAGCCGCUCCUCAUUCCCCGCCCAGCGAUGCAUCGCCUGGCAGGUCCUGGGACGCAUUUUGUUCCGUCUGGGCAAGGGCCAAUUUGGGGAGCGCGGCAGCACUCUCGUCGAGGGCCUCUGGUCCGUUAUCGAGCGUGAAGCUGUCAUCGCUGGCAUGCUGGCCGAGGCUGAUGGGGGCUCAUCGUCAAACCCCUAUCAUAUCAAAACGGGCGCAGAGAAGGACACAGAUAAGGACAAGGGCAGUAUGCAAAAUAACUCAUCAGCCAAGGAAGGAGGAGUCGCCAUUGGAAAGCACGCCAGCGCCAAGGCAUGGGCUGUAGAAGGCGUUUGGCUCUGGCAGAUGGGAGGCGGAGGAGACCGGGGACUACUCAAGGAAGGAGCUGUCAGAUCACAGUAA
Molecule: messenger RNA, 1461 nt
Organism: Monascus purpureus
Lineage: Eukaryota; Fungi; Ascomycota; Eurotiomycetes; Eurotiales; Aspergillaceae
Source: the annotation of a GenBank genome assembly